Messenger RNA from Larimichthys crocea (large yellow croaker), 1281 nucleotides. Its product is annotated as glycine receptor subunit beta. NCBI's taxonomy places the organism in Eukaryota, Metazoa, Chordata, Actinopteri, Sciaenidae. Gene Ontology annotation, biological process: monoatomic ion transmembrane transport. The record is from RefSeq and is a predicted model, not a curated record. Gene Ontology annotation, cellular component: membrane. Gene Ontology annotation, molecular function: extracellular ligand-gated monoatomic ion channel activity; transmembrane signaling receptor activity.
GAGAGAGAGGACAUACAGUCUGACUAGCCAGAACAGCAUCUCAGUGACUAACCACUGAAUCUCUGUAAUGCAGCAGAACUGAUGAUCUGAUGCACCAGAGGGACCAUGGGUGCUGGAUUGAGGUUGGUGAUCUUGCUGCUGUUUCUGCUGUCUUGUUGGCAACUGACUGCGGCCAAAGAAGGAAAAUCCACAAAGAAGGGAAAGAAAGGCAAGCAAGUUGUCUGUCCAUCCCAGUUGUCCCCAGAAGAUCUGGCGCAGGUUCCAGCAAACUCCACCUCCAACAUCUUGAACCGUCUCAUGGUCAGUUAUGACCCAAGAAUAAGGCCUAACUUUCAAGGUAUCCCAGUUGAGUCCAGGGUGAACAUCUUCAUUAAUAGCUUUGGGUCCAUCCAGGAGACCACUAUGGACUACAGAGUGAACAUAUUUCUUCGUCAGAGAUGGAAUGACCCUCGCCUACGACUCCCGACUGACUUUAAGAGUGAAGCACUGACGGUUGACCCCAACAUGUUCCAGUGUUUAUGGAAACCGGACCUUUUCUUUGCCAAUGAGAAAAAUGCAAAUUUCCAUGAUGUUACACAGGACAACAUUCUGCUCUUCAUCUUCAGGAAUGGAGAUGUCUUGAUCAGUAUGAGGCUGUCGGUGACGUUAUCUUGUCCCUUGGAUCUUACACUCUUCCCAAUGGACACACAGCUGUGCAAAAUGCAGCUGGAGAGCUUUGGGUAUACCACCAGUGAUCUUGUGUUCAUGUGGCAGUCUGACCCAGUUCAGAUGGAUGAGAUUGCUCUCCCUCAGUUCGACAUCAAACAAGAGGACCUAAAAUAUGGAAACUGUACAAAGUUAUACCAAGGAAAAGGAUACUAUACCUGUGUGGAAGUGAUUUUUACAUUGCGUCGACAGGUUGGCUUCUACAGAUGGGAGUUUAUGCUCCAAACUCUAUUGAUUGUUGUAUUAUCCUUUUCAUUUUGGAUCAACCCUGAUGCUUCAGCUGCAAGGGUACCAUUGGGUGUUUUAUCAGUGCUCUCUCUGUCCAGCGAGAGUAUGUCCUUGGCGUCAGAACUACCAAAGGUUUCCUAUGUAAAGGCCAUUGAUAUUUGGCUCAUUGCCUGUUCUUUUGGAUUUUCUUCCCUGGUGGAAUAUGCUAACAUAUGCCUGACCAUACCACACCACUGCCACCCUGGGCCACUGAUCCACAGCAUUGAUGUGGAAGAGGGCAUGGUGCAUCAGCUGCAGGAGAGGAUUGUGGGGAGGGCUAGGAUAGCAGCGUCGGGUGAGAGUGAUUAG